GUGCUAGAUGGAAGCAAGGCAAAGUAUGCUUGUGGAGCUGAACUUCUUCCACUGCAGUUCUAAAGCUGUGGCUUAAGCAAGAUCCAGUUUUGAAGGAGGUGGGAGUGUCCACACUUUCUUCUUAAACUGCCUUCUCCCAUUGAAUUCAAACACACAAACAAGAAAUGGUCAGCAGUCAGCCUCUCCCCAUAGCAGACAAUGGGAAAAGGAAAAAGAAAAAAAGAACCAGAGCCACAGAUCACGUCCCUGGGAAGUUUGAAGACUUGUACAAGCUGACUGCAGAGCUGCUUGGUGAGGGAGCAUAUGCCAAAGUUCAGGGUGCUGUCAGCCUCCAAACUGGGAAAGAAUAUGCAGUAAAAAUCAUUGAAAAAGAUGCGGGGCAUAGUCGGAGUCGGGUUUUCCGUGAAAUAGAAACGCUGUACCAGUGUCAGGGGAACAAGAACAUUUUGGAGUUAAUAGAGUUUUUUGAAGAUGAUACAAGAUACUACCUUGUCUUCGAGAAGCUGCGAGGAGGUUCAAUUCUGGCCCAUAUUCAAAAGCGGAAGCACUUCAAUGAACGAGAAGCUAGCAAAGUGGUGAGAGAUAUUGCCUCUGCUCUGGAUUUUCUUCAUACAAAAGGUAUUGCUCACAGGGACCUGAAGCCUGAAAACAUCCUGUGUGAAUCUCCAGAAAAGGUAUCACCAGUAAAAAUAUGUGACUUUGAUCUUGGUAGUGGGGUGAAGCUGAACAGCGCAUGUACUCCAAUAACUACUCCUGAAUUGACAACGCCGUGUGGGUCUGCAGAAUACAUGGCACCUGAAGUGGUUGAAGUCUUCAUGGAGGAGGCUACGUUCUAUGAUAAGCGAUGUGAUCUUUGGAGCCUGGGAGUGAUUCUGUACAUCAUGCUCAGUGGUUACCCCCCUUUUGUGGGCAACUGUGGCACAGACUGUGGCUGGGACAGAGGAGAAGUCUGCAGAGUUUGCCAGAACAAGCUUUUUGAGAGCAUUCAGGAGGGCAAGUAUGAAUUUCUUGACAAGGACUGGUCGCACAUAUCCUCUGAGGCCAAAGAUCUCAUCUCAAAGUUGCUGGUUCGUGAUGCCAAAGAACGACUUAGUGCUGCUCAAGUUUUGCAACAUUCAUGGGUUCAAGGACAGGCUCCUGAAAGGGGAUUACCUACCCCGCAAGUUCUUCAAAGGAACAGUAGCACAAAAGACCUGACACUUUUUGCUGCUGAGGCCAUAGCCCUCAACCGGCAGUUGUCUCAGCAUGAGAAUGAACUCAGCACAGAGCAGGAGAGUGUUGCCCAUGCUGUGUGCUCCAUGAAGCUUUCACCUCCGUCCAAGUCCCGCCUGGCCAAGCGCAGAGCAAUGACGCAUGCCACCAAAAACACCGACUUCCAGCCAGUUCCCCAUAAAGCCUUUUAAACUUCUUCCCUGCUAUGGAUUGACAAGAUCAGCCUAUGUUCUUAUUUGGAUUUUCAGCGCUGAUAAAAGCUUCUCUGCUUCUGACACUUUGAUUAGAAGCUUGCUCUUGUGAUGUUACUUGUAACUUUAAGGGGACAGCUUUUUAUGGGAAUGUUUUUUGCCUGUCAGAUUUUGGUGCAUUAAGAUAAUUUAAGUGAUGUUUUUAAACUGGGGAAGAUGGGUUUGCUGCUGAAUUAUCUGAGGUGAUAGAUCACUAAGCUUUCCUUAUUUUCCUCUUAGAAGAGCAUGCUUUAAAACGUGAGCUUGAAAACAAGGAAACCUGCUUUCUUGCUUUGCCUGGCAGAGCAUCAAGGCUUUCCCUGCCUAUGGCUGCUCUCCUUGGCGGCACGUCUUGCAAGGUGCUGCUGCUUGUGUCAGCAGCAGGGACUGUUCUCAACCAGCAGUGCCCUCCUCUCUUUCUGUAGACUCAGGAAGCGAAGAUAAUGACUGAGUGGAUCUCUGUCCCUGUUACCUUCAUUGGGCUUAAACUGUAUGAGGUAAAGGCACAGGGAUGGCUCAGGCUUGCAGAGAUGAGAAGGACUGGGUUGCUUUUUUACCCUGUUGAUAGUUUGUGUGUCAGCAUGUGGGAUGAAAGCUGGAAAUGUUCUUUAUCUGCAAUCUUUUUGCUCUUAACUAAAACGUAUCAUCUCUUUUUGUAAUUGGGUUUGGUUUGUCCCCUUCUCUGGAAGUUACACUGUUAAGUCAGAUCACCACAGUCUAACAGAUUGUUUAUAUAACAGGUUAUAUUUAGUAUCUGGUGUUUUUUCUAUAUCAGUGCUACCCUCAGUUACAUCUUCUUUUCUGUAACCUCAUGUUUCUCCAGCUCCUUUCAUGUGUGUUACCCGGAGUUCUUAAUGUGAAUGGACAGGCUUCAGUGAGCUUUGAUGUGUGAAUGAGUUAGGAUUAUCAAAUGCAGGGGUACAUCUGUACAAAAAUGGUGCUGCAGCUGUUACAUUCUGCUCCUGCAGUGAUCUUGGGCUGGGUGUAUAGAGUCUUCCAGUUUCACUGCUGUGGUGCACAAGGGGUCAGGAGUAAUUUGGAAGGGUACUGGCUGAAAAGCUGAAGACUUUGAGUGACCAAGGUGAGGUGUCCAUGGGGAAGGACGUGGAUGUUGAGCACUUUCUGAAACGUAAGCUGUGAAAAUUGGGCCACUAAGAUGCCCAACACGAUGCACCUUAACUCGCCAGCCAUUUCUGAAGCCCUUUGCAAGGACAUUGUGUACAGGGGGAGAGGGAGAGGAGGAGGCCCCUGAAUGCCAGCACAAAACCCUCCCAAGCAGAAGGAGAAGGAAUAAAGUGGCAGAUCCACUGAGUGCUUGGAAAUUGAAAGGUCAAGGCUGAAUGUCUUUGCAUGGCCUAUUCAGAGCAGUUUUACAUUAUCUUUUAGCAGUGUGCAUCCAGCUAUUUUUAUACAACAUGUUGGUUUUUGUGACUAAUAUUAAAGCUGUUAUUUCAGAGAUUUUAUACAUUGUGCUAGUGGAUGGAUUAUGAAAUGCAUUUUGCUUUGUUUUUAUUAAAAUGCUUUAAAUUAUGGAUUUAACACAA
Molecule: messenger RNA, 2986 nt
Organism: Neopsephotus bourkii (Bourke's parrot)
Lineage: Eukaryota; Metazoa; Chordata; Aves; Psittaciformes; Psittacidae
Gene: MKNK1
Product: MAPK interacting serine/threonine kinase 1
Exons: 13
Coding region: 165-1403 (412 amino acids)
Biological process (GO): intracellular signal transduction; peptidyl-serine phosphorylation; protein autophosphorylation
Cellular component (GO): nucleus; cytoplasm
Molecular function (GO): ATP binding; calcium-dependent protein serine/threonine kinase activity; calmodulin binding
Source: RefSeq, a predicted model, not a curated record